CUUCCCACUGCCCCUGAGAUUUUGACCAUCGAUCGUGACUCUAAGUCAGGUGGUGGGAGGCUGUGCACCUUCCUGUUAAAUUCACUGGUAGAGGUGGCUGUGGCCUGAGCCUGGUACUGGGGUAUUCUGCUGAAGGGUGAGAGGAGAAGCUAUGCCUGGCAGUGGCCCCAGCGAGAGGAUGACAUGGCCUGGCCCGGCACUCCCUGCUGGCCCCCCAACCCGUCCUCUUUCCUCAGCCCCAGGGACACCGCCCAUCCCACCCCUCACUCGGACCCGCAGCCUCAUGGCCAUGUCCCUGCCAGGGAGCAGACGGGCCUCCGCUGGAUCCCGCAGGCGCACCUCUCCACCCGUGAGCAUGCGGGACGCCUAUGGCACCUCUUCCCUCAGCAGCAGCAGCAACUCAGGCUCCUGCAAGGGCAGCGACAGCAGCCCCACCCCCAGGCGCUCUAUGAAGUACACACUGUGCAGUGACAACCAUGGCAUCAAGCCGCCCACCCCGGAGCAGUAUUUGACUCCGCUGCAGCAGAAGGAGGUAUGCAUCCGGCACCUGAAAGCACGGCUGAAGGACACGCAGGACCGGCUCCAGGACCGGGACACAGAGAUCGAUGACCUAAAGAUGCAGCUGUCUCGUAUGCAGGAGGACUGGAUUGAGGAGGAAUGCCACCGUGUGGAGGCACAGCUAGCCUUGAAGGAGGCCCGCAAGGAGAUCAAACAGCUCAAGCAGGUCAUUGACACUGUCAAAAACAACCUGAUAGACAAAGAUAAGGGGCUGCAGAAAUACUUCGUGGACAUCAACAUCCAGAACAAGAAGCUGGAGACACUGCUGCACAGCAUGGAGGUGGCCCAGAAUGGCACUGCCAAGGAGGAGAGUACUGGGGAGUCCGCUGGUGGUUCCCCUGCCCGCUCCCUCACCCGCAGCUCCACUUACACCAAGCUGAGUGACCCAGCUGUCUGUGGUGACCGCCAGCCUGGAGACACCCCCAGCGCCUCUGUGGAAGAUGGAGCUGACAGUGGCUUUGUGGCCGGUGAUGACACGCUGAGCCGGACUGAUGCACUGGAGGCCAGCAGCCUGCUGUCAUCAGGAGUGGACUGUGGUCCUGAGGAGGCCUCACUGCACAGCUCCUUUGGCCUGAGUGCCCGUUUCCCUGCCAGUAACACCUAUGAGAAGUUACUGUGUGCCACAGAGGCUGGUGUGCAGGCCAGCUGCAUGCAGGAACGGGCCAUCCAGACAGACUUUGUGCAGUACCAGCCUGACCUGGACAUCAUCCUGGAGAGAGUGACCCAGGCCCAUGUCUGUGGGACCGUCCCUGAGGACAGGCCCCCAGAGUCAGAUUCUCACCCCCCAGGGCCCAGAGACCCCAACUCAGCAGUGGUGGUGACAAUGGGUGAUGAGCCUGAGGUUCCAGAGCCCAUCACCUGUGGGCCCACUGCACACCAGCCUGGAGCCAACCCCAACCCUGGCCCAUCAUCAGUGAGCGUGGUGUGUCCCUUGGAGGAGGAGGAAGAAGAGGAGCAGGUAGCCACAGCUGCAACUGCAGCUGAGAAGGAGCCCAAGAGCUACUGGAGUCGCCACUACAUCGUGGAUCUGCUGGCUGUGGUGGUUCCAGCUGUGCCCACAGUGGCCUGGCUCUGCCGUUCCCAGCGUCGCCAGGGCCAGCCCAUCUACAACAUCAGCUCCCUGCUGCGGGGUUGUUGCACUGUGGCCUUGCACUCCAUCCGCAGGAUCAGCUGCCGCUCACUAGGCCACUCAGGGCCCAGUUCUGCAGGCAGUAGCUCCCAACUCUGAGGAGGCUGCCCUAUCUCAGGCAGUGCUCUGGCAGCCUGACCACUGAUUGUAGGGAUGCUAUCCUCCCCUCCCACAUCCCCACAGGUAUCAUCUUAUUUAUUUAGUUUUGGGAUUGGAACCGUUUUCUCUCCCUGGAUGUUAACAGUGUCAGGCUGGGAGAAAGGGCUGGGAAAAGCAUUCCAAAACUUCCAGAGAAAAAAGGGUAAGGGAGACCCAGGCAGGGAAGCCUACUGAUGGGACAAGCUGCACAGCGACACUUCUGAGGCCCCCAACCCAGCACCUUGUCCACCCAGCCUUUAGAUGUGGUGGGCCCUGCUCAGGAAGUCUCUGGCUGGGUUAUCUGGGGACCUCCCCUCCCUGCUCCCGCUUGUCCAGUGUCCUGCCCACACCAUGUCUUCUGUCCCAGGCCACCCUGCCCUCCUCCAGGUCUGAGCCAAUAUUGUCUCCUCAGACAUAAGCAGCUCUGGCCAAAGUGCAGAAAAUAGACCCAAGCACUUUGAGCAGGGUCUGGAAUCCCUGGGUGUGGGCUGGAGCUGCUGCCUCCCCCUCGCUCCCCACUCAGGAUUCCAAAGCACCAUUGAGGCCACAGCUGGAGAAAUGCUGUGAUAGGCAUGAGGGGAUGAGGGUAGGGUGGGCUCUGUGUCUGUCUGUCCUCCCCGCUCCUCCAUUUUCCUCUUGGCUUCUGGGUAUGUCAGAUUGUUCUUCCUUGAGAGAAAGCCAGGCCUGGCCAACUGGGUGCUGUGGAGGGGGUACUCAUUCAAGUCCUGGCACCCAUUGAGAGACCCGCCAGCACAGAGGAGGCAGAGUUUGGAGCUCCAGUGGCCCUGUACCUUCUGCAAUGAGGCCGCCUCAUCUAUUGUUCAGGGACCUGGCUGGACUCAGGAAUCCUUGGAUGCUCUGAGAAGCCAGAGGCCAUGGCUGCCCCUGGAGUUUGCCUGUCAUCCCUCAAGGGAUCUCUGGCCCACUCUGCCUUCCAUUGUGUUCACUUCAGGGCUUGGUUCUCCCCCAUCCCAAGAACACUGGGAAGUGAUUGCUUGCUUUCUAGGAUGAGAGUCCUUAAAUCUACCUGCCUGCCUCUGGGGAAUACAAAGGAUUCUGGCAGGAUGACUCUCAGGAUGGGGUAUGGAAGCCAUAACACUUGUUAAGGCCAAAGCAGGCUGCCCUAGGACUUUCUUCCCAGGCAGGGAUGUGGCCGGGCAGGAGAAGCCCUAUGGCCACCUGCUCCCAGCCCAAGCCAGGUCAGCCUGGGAAGGUUCACUGUCCCUUGCCUUCCCUGGGACCACAACUGAAUCCCCCAGCAAAGCUGCUGAUAUUUUAUUACCAUUACUAGUUUACAAAGUAAACUUCUUCCUCUUCCUCCAUGGGGUUACACCCGUCUAGGCAUCCUACACACUCCAGAGGUUAGGUCCCACAUUGGGGAGGUGGUGGGACCCUUCGUCUCACGUACCCCUCUGGUCUAGGGGCCAUUCUGGUUCUUUGCCAAGGUCACUUGCUCUCAUCCCAAUACUCCAAUGGCCACUACCUGACUGCUGGGCUCUGCCCUUCCACUCUGUGCCCUCUGCCCAGGGGGCAACUGCAUGCACUGGGGGUGGGCGGCCAGCCCAGCCGUCUGGGCCAGAGCCCCCCUACUACACGCUUCGUGCCUCCAAAGCUCCCUGCCUCGGCUGGGGCCUCAGACCAGCCCUCCUUUGUGGAUCACCCCUGCCCCUGGCUGGACUAAACCUGAGUGCUGGGGACCUGGCUGAAGGUGCCCCACAGGACACUGGGGUCAUGCCAUGGAGGGGGCAGGGGACCAAAGCAACCCAAAGCCAAGCCGGGACUGGCCAUGGACCCAGCCUCCAGUGCCGUGUGCUCAUGGAGCUGCAUAGCAUCUCCUUAGAAACAAAGCUUUGCUGAGAAAAUAAAUGUAUGAACUAUAUUUGACAACAAAAAUAUCUAUAUAUUUUUCAUCACUGGAAUUUAAUCAAGAGUUGCAGCCCCUCUACUCCUGUCCGUGUCUUGCUAUCUGUGGCCUUCCUAUCAUGUCCUGUGUUUUGGUGAGUGUGAGCAGGGCUGGGGUUGUUGUCUACUCUGUCUCACUAGUGGAGAAGCCACUUGUAAAGGCUGAGCUAUGGGUGGGCCUACGACCACUGGAGGAAGUGAGGGGGGCCUGGCUGCCACCCUCCACUCCCACUGGGCCAAUCCCUGCCUUUGUGGGUAACAGGAGCCUGAGCCAAUAGUACUGGGGAGCUUUUUUGUGUGGAUUCUGGUAGGGUCUUCAGUGAGCUUUCUUCUUGCCAGUGGAGGAAGCAGCUCACAAUCAGGCCUAGCGAAGCCCCUGGGCUGACAGUCCUGACCCAGCUUUUGAGCACACAUAUGCUCAGUAUCCCACAUCUAUGCAAAGGACCAGCACUGCCCGUGUGUACCCCCUGCGGGCAUGCAGUGGGCUGCUGGCUUGGCUCCAGCCUUAGCUAGUUGGAGCAUCGAGGGAGCUGGGAGGACAAGGCUGGGCCCAGCCAGUGUCCCCUGGAAAGUGCUCCUCUGCAGCUCCCCUUCCCUUCUGCUUCCUGUGGGACUGCAACCCUUCCCUCCUGCCCUCAGCUUCUAGAGAAGAAAUCUUCAGGGCCUCCCUUAUCUCCAGCCUCCAGCCAGAGCUGAUUAGGUCUUGAGGAACAGUGUCUGCCUUCUGGAACUGCUGGUCCCUUUAGAGUCCUCCAGUUAAGGUGGCUAUUCCUCAGUUCUGGGGCCAGGCUAAAGCAGCGCUGCUGUCCUUCUGGUCCAGCCCCAGGCAGGACUUGGGAGCUAGGCCUGGGCUUCUGCAGAGCUGGUCUUGAGCAGAGUUUAUGACCAACAUUUCCUGAGGGGAUAACUUAGCUUUUCACUGAACACCCUGCCCACUCUCCUCUAGCACAGGGGUAUCUGACAGCACUUUGUGGGUGGGGGGCAGAUCACAAGGUUCCAGGACAAGGACCUCCCCUCCUGGGGGCCUCCGCCCUGUGAACUCACAACUCCAUUUUGACCUAGGGCACAUUGCAAAUGGGUCACAGUGCACUCUCACAUUCAUCCAUCCCCUUGACUAAGAAUUCAGGGGAUGAGGGAAGGAGGGAGGUUGGGAGGGGUCUAGACUCUCGUCUCCUUGUCCUUUUGUUCAGACAGAGUUGCACCUGCAGCACACAGCUCUGAA
Messenger RNA from Octodon degus (degu), 4949 nucleotides. RefSeq names its product syntaphilin (gene Snph). Gene Ontology annotation, biological process: neuron differentiation. The transcript is spliced from 4 exons. Lineage: Eukaryota; Metazoa; Chordata; Mammalia; Rodentia; Octodontidae. Gene Ontology annotation, cellular component: mitochondrion; cytoplasmic microtubule. The record is from RefSeq and is a predicted model, not a curated record. The coding region runs from base 152 to 1786 and encodes 544 amino acids.